AUGAAGAAAAUGAGCAGAAGUAGCAAGGACUGUGUCAGCGGUAGAGACCGGCGGGUGGGUUUGAUAUUUGACGAGCGGAUGUAUAAACACUACGCUCCUCAUGAAAAGGAUCAUGCUGAAUGCCCUGAUCGGAUUCGGGUCAUCUGGGACCUCCUCAAUUCUUCUGGCCUCGACAAAAGGUCCCUUCUUUCACCCACAAACCACAAUGUGUAUUAUUUUGAAGGCCAUUUAGCCUUGGUUCACACCCAAAACCAUAUCACUUUGAUUAAGAAUAUUAGUUCCAAAAACACUAAGUCUAAGAGAAAAAGAAUUGCUGAAAAUUUUGACUCUAUAUAUUUCAAUGAGGGCUCAACCGAAGCUGCUUGUCUUGCUGCUGGCUCUGUCAUAGAGGCUGCAGAAAAAGUUGCUAAAGGGGAAAUUGAUUCAGCCUUCGCUAUUGUGAGGCCUCCUGGUCAUCAUGCUGAGGAAGCUGAACCAAUGGGCUUUUGCCUUUAUAACAAUGUUGCUAUUGCUUUAGGGAAACCAAUUAAAGAAAGUUUUUCAAAUCUAUAA
This is a messenger RNA of Salvia miltiorrhiza (redroot sage), 552 nucleotides long. RefSeq names its product histone deacetylase 5-like. Lineage: Eukaryota; Viridiplantae; Streptophyta; Magnoliopsida; Lamiales; Lamiaceae. Gene Ontology annotation, cellular component: histone deacetylase complex. Gene Ontology annotation, biological process: chromatin organization. The coding region runs from base 1 to 552 and encodes 183 amino acids. Gene Ontology annotation, molecular function: histone deacetylase activity. The record is from RefSeq and is a predicted model, not a curated record. The transcript has 3 exons.